AUGCGCUUUGCCCUGUUCACCGUGGUGCUCCCGCUUGCAGCGGCCAUCCCACCAAAACCGGCAGGCGUAAAGGAUGCCGUUUCCCAAAAUCGGACAAACUUGGAGGCCAAUGUUUCCGUAACCCUGACAGGUCGGGAGGGUGAGCUUCCCAAAAACCUUACAUAUGAAGGGGAAACUAUAGCAGUGGAACAAGUUGAUGCUGUUGACCAUGUGAUAUCACGACGGUACAAUCCAGGCAGUUGGCAAGAGUGGCUAAACCGGAAUCAAUGGCGGUCUGGAAAUCGGGGUCAGUCGCAAGGUUCGAGAAACAACGGCGGCUGGGAGCCUCAGGGGGGUCAGAGCGGCCAGAAUUCUAGAUCCUGGGGCGGCAGGGGGGAGGUCUUGACCUUCGCCGGCAACUCGGAUGUCGACUACGAGGCGUUCAAACAACUAACCCUCAACUUACACAACAUGGCCCGACAAAAGCAUCCAGACACCGGCCCGCUAAGCUGGAACGAAGACUUAGCCGAAGACGCACGGAAAUAUUCUGCCGGCUGUGUCUAUAAACAUGGUCAUUCUGAUCUUGGGUCAGGCAAAAGAUGGGGCCAGAACAUUGCCUCUUCUCAUACCGUCUGGAAGUGGACUAGCGGACCGAAUGCUGGACAGCUUGUGCCCCUAACGGAUGAUCAGAAAAGGCCAUUUUACAAUGCCAACGAACAGAUGAAAAGAAGCUUCACGCACUGGUGGGAUUGGGAAAGGUUUCUUUAUAACUGGUGGGAUACUGCCAACGCAGCAUCGCCACUUCAAACUUUCUCAGGCAAUGGGAAGGAUACCAUGGACUCGCUACGGUCGAAAUAUCCCGGGGAAAAGAUACCAGCUCAAGUCGGACAUUUCACCCAGAUUGUCUGGAGGGAUACCACCGAGGUUGGCUGCUCCGUGACAGUGUGCCAGCCAGUCGAUGGGGUUUCAUUCAACCAAAUUGGCGCGUAUACUGUUUGCAACUAUGCCGAAGCAGGUGAGCUACGGAACCCCCUUGGAGUGUCUUCUCCAAUUGCUUCGUCCUUGCUCUAA
Molecule: messenger RNA, 1050 nt
Organism: Hirsutella rhossiliensis
Lineage: Eukaryota; Fungi; Ascomycota; Sordariomycetes; Hypocreales; Ophiocordycipitaceae
Product: cysteine-rich secretory protein family domain-containing protein
Exons: 1
Coding region: 1-1050 (349 amino acids)
Cellular component (GO): extracellular region
Source: RefSeq, a predicted model, not a curated record